Molecule: messenger RNA, 1008 nt
Organism: Exophiala xenobiotica
Lineage: Eukaryota; Fungi; Ascomycota; Eurotiomycetes; Chaetothyriales; Herpotrichiellaceae
Exons: 3
Coding region: 1-1008 (335 amino acids)
Cellular component (GO): cytoplasm
Molecular function (GO): oxidoreductase activity, acting on the CH-OH group of donors, NAD or NADP as acceptor
Source: RefSeq, a predicted model, not a curated record
AUGUCACGACCGGAUCUGAGAGGAAAAGGGGCAAUAGUGACUGGAGGCGGUUCAGGAAUAUGUCUGGCCUUCACAAAAGCAUUGUACCAGAAGGGUUGCAACGUGCUCAUAUGUGACCUGGGCCUGCAUCGCGAGGCGCAGCUCUGGCUUGACUCUCUUAAGGACGCAGUCGCAGACGCACACACGGCCGGGGUCAUCAAUGGCACUGGCAACAGCAAGCACGACGGAGAUGGAGCAGAACAACCAGCACCACGCGUGGUCUUCAACAAGACGGACGUGAGUGAUUGGAAACAGCUCGAGGCCGCGUUCGAUGUGUACGAGAAGGAAUUCGGAGGGGUGCCGUACGUUCUGUGUCCGGGGGCUGGUGUUUAUGAGCCUUCCGCGCCGAAUUUCUGGAACGACAAAGACGACGACGGAUACAAGCUGCUCCGGAUCAACUUGGAGCAUCCGAUCAAAAUGUCGCGCAUCGCCAUCCGCAAGUGGGUGCAGGCGGGACCAGGACCCCGAGGACAAGGACAACAGGGGGUGAGGGGCAACAUCGUGCUGGUGAGCAGCACGGGCGCGCAGAAGUCGAGUAUCCUCACACCGCUGUAUGGCGCGGCGAAGCAGGGGAUCAGCAACUUCGCAAGGGCGAUGGCGAAAUUGAGCGAGAUGGAGGGCAUCAGGGUGACGGCCGUGGCGCCCGGGCCGACGAUGAGUCCGCUGAUGUAUGAUCACCCGGAGGCGAUUCGGUUUGUGGAUCCGGAUAAGGACAAGUUGUGUUCGACGGCCGAGAUUGCUAGGGGCAUGAUGGCGGUGUGUUUUGAAGACGGGGCCGACGGAGGAGGAUCGAGCAAAAGGUUCCCGUCGGGCACGGUGUUGGAAGUCACGCAUCCGGAUCGGUGGAGGGAGGUGAGUUUGUUGAAUGAUCCGGGCCCAGGACCGCAUGCGUGGACGAGUAGGAAGGACGAGGCGAUUGUCGAUGUUGUCAAGGCGUUGGAGGAGGAUCGAAAGGGGAGGAAAUGUUAA